GAGGCAAAUCAGAUCGGAGUACAAGGAAGCAAGUGCUAGAGCUCCAGAAACUAGCUGGCUAGAGGUCACUCAUGGAGGAAGGAAACCCCAAUCCGCAAACAAUCAUCGACAUGAAGGCAUUGGUUGAGGGUUUGUACGAGAGCAUGCGCAAUUUGAUUUGAAGGUUAAGGGAAUCGUCCCUUCUUCAGAGUACCACAUCUCAAUGGUGAAGAGAGGCAUUCGCAACGUCGACAGUUCCCAGUACACCCAAGACUCGAUCCUCGUCGGCCCCUACCACCGCAAUCCCGACCAGCGGAUGGAACCCGUGAAGCUUGCGGCGCUCCACGGCGCCCUCCCCGGCGACGAGCAGGAGCAGCGGUCCACGCUGCACCGCUACCUGGGUGAGAUCGCCGCCGCCAACUUCCUUGCCGAAGUGAGGAGAUACUACGCAGACGGCGCCAAUAAGUUCGACGACCUGACGCCGUCGAAACUGUUGUUGGUCGAUGGGUUCUACAUCCUCCAUUGCUUUGGUAUCGGCAGAUUCGGGGGAGGAAGCAGCUCCUCCGGCGGCGAGAUGUGCGCGCAGGACAACAUCGAGCACAUCCGUGACGUGUUCUACCUCCUGGAGAACCAUAUACCCUUCUUCGUCCUUGUGAAGAUCCACGACCUGUUCUUCCCGCCGGAAACAUCCCCGAUCAAGUCUACCGCCGAGAUUGUGCUCGACAACCUGUAGAAGUCUCUCCGACCCCUUCUAACAUUCCUCGGCUACAUGCAGCUGGAAAUCAGGGGUGUCUCCCCAUGGCAUCUCCUCCACCUGCUCAUGUGGGACCCACUGACAUGUGGGCCUCACCUUUUUUGUGUUUUGUUUGACUGAUAUGUGGGCCCCACUAAUUUUAUGUUUUGUAUGACAGACAUGUGGGACCCACAUUUUUUAAAAAUUUACAUUUUACUUCCAGUCCAUGUCACUGCCACGUAGGACAAAGACAAAGUCAAACUAGCCACAUAGGCGUUACGUCAGCUAAAACCGCCAUCCAAACCGCCUUAGGACCUUAUGUGCAAUGGUUCUGUAAGUUGGGAGAUGCGUUGUAUCCGGUUUUGCGGUUCAGGGAUAAAAAUCAGA
Molecule: messenger RNA, 1099 nt
Organism: Oryza sativa Japonica Group (Japanese rice)
Lineage: Eukaryota; Viridiplantae; Streptophyta; Magnoliopsida; Poales; Poaceae
Source: RefSeq, a predicted model, not a curated record